UCGCUGCUGAUAGCGCCGGCACGAAAAACGCGGAAUAAGAAAACUCGCCAAAAGCGCUUUCGCGCAGUGUAUUACACAUUUGGUGCAUACUCGUAUAUGGUGGUAAUCUUAUAUUUGCAUAUAUCUCCAGUUCAUUUCAAACUCUCGUAGAGAGAGGACAUGUGUUUAUUAAAAAUGUGUACAAAUUUACGCGCGUAAUAGUGGUUUGGAGAAAAAAACUAAUACUUUAUAUCAUAAGUAAAUAAUUUCUGUGAUAUUGUGGUGGACUUUAAUAUAUUUGAUAGUAAUUUAAAUUAUAUAUAAAAAUGGAUAGCGAAAAAAGUGAUUCAGCGCCAUUCAUCAAAAAUGGAACGUCGGCGACCAUCACAAAGACUCCCGAGAAAACUGUCAAGACAGGCAAAGAGGGGAGAGGGGAAGCCUUACGACAGGUCCUGGCGGCAUUUGUUGCAAACUGGGGAACAGUUAACACUGGCAUGGCGUUUGGAUUUUCCGCAACUGCUCUACCUCAGUUGAAGAGUGCUGCAUCCAGUAUACACGUCACUGAUAGUGAAGCCAGUUGGAUUGCUAGUUUGAGCUCUGCUGGAACACCAAUUGGCUGCAUACUCAGCGGCUACCUCAUGGACAACAUCGGGAGAAGGCGAACACUCAUCCUCACAGAAGUGCCACUUAUUUUGGGAUGGAUCUUGAUUGCCUUUGCACAAAACGUUCCUAUGAUUUAUGUCGGUAGAUUGCUGGUCGGUCUUGGUUCAGGCAUGGUGGGCGCUCCCGCUAGAGUGUACACGUGUGAAGUCUCCCAGCCACAUCUCCGCGGCAUGCUGGGUGCCAUGGCGUCUGUUGGAGUUUCUACUGGUGUAUUGAUACAGUACGUGAUAGGCAGCGUCACUUCAUGGAACAUUCUAGCAGGAUUGAGUGCAACGGUACCAAUACUAUCUCUUCUGGGAAUGCUGUUUCUACCAGAAACACCCAACUACCUUCUGACUCAGGACAACGCGGUAAAGGCUGAAAAAGCUUUGGCGAAACUGAGGGGAUCAACUUGUGACUUGCAGGAUGAAAUACAGAAGAUGAUCUCUUUUAAAGAGAAGAAUCAUGUUGAGCCCUUGAAAUCGCCGAAGGAAAUAUUGAAAGCUCUGUUGUCACCAUCAACUUUGAAGCCAUUUGGAAUUCUUGCUGUGUACUUCUUCAUAUACCAAUGGUGUGGAGUUAAUACUAUCACGUUCUACGCUGUUGAAGUUUUUGAGGCCUCAGGAGCACAAUUAGACAAGUACUGGCUCACUAUAUCAAUGGGAGUGUUGCGAGUUAUCUUCACUGUGGUCGGAUGCAUUCUUUGCAGACGAUGCGGGAGACGGCCUUUGACCUUUGUUUCUGCCAUUGGUUGUGGCUCCACCAUGAUCACCCUGGCGGUGUACCUCUACUUCGUGCAAUACUGGAAGGACAACAACCUGCCGCCGCAGCAGUCCUGGAUACCAGUGGCCAGUCUGUACCUCUUCACGAUAUUCUGUACCCUGGGCUACUUGAUCGUCCCUUGGAUCAUGAUUGGAGAAGUUUAUCCUACGCAGGUGCGUGGUGUAGUGGGCGGCAUGACGACUUGUGCGGCUCACCUGUCCAUCUUCUCCGUGGUGAAGACCUUCCCUUACAUCAAGUACGGCAUCCACGACUACGGCACCUUCGGCUUGUAUGGCGUUAUAUCUCUCGCAGGGUUGGUGUUCUUCUACAUAUUCCUCCCAGAGACUAAAGGGAGAACUCUACAAGAGAUCGAAGAUUACUUCUGCGGUAGAACGAAAACUUUAAAGAAAGUGAAAACGCCACCAACCGAAACUGCGUGAAAAGCAAGCAUUUUGAAUAUAGUGAAAUACUCGUAUGUAACUUGUUAAUCAUAGUAGGUAUAAGUCGCUAAUAAAGAGGGUAUGAGCUAGAUAUACCAAAUUAAAGAGCCGCCCAAAGUAUGUAAAAAACGGACAGCUGCGAAUCGGUCUCGCCUACCGGGUUCCGUAUAAAAUCGAAAACUAAAUCAUAAAAAUAAUUAAAAAUAUGUAUAGGCGUGUGCCAAUGAAGCCCUUUCAUAAAUGAUAGUCUAUAUACGGUUUACUUACAAUUCACAUGACCGCCUUGCAUGAAGACUCUAGUUUUUUGUGAUUUUAAUACAAAUGUAUAGUUUUUAUAUGUUUCUGUAUACUUGUAGUAGGUAUAAAUCAAUAUAACCCGGUCCCGAGCUACACACAUUCAUUUUUAACUGAUGGAGUUUUAUUUAAUCGAAAUUUCAAUCAAAAUCAUUGGAAAAAACUAUACAGUUAAAACUGACGAGUUAUGAGUUUUUCAUAGUUCUAUCGAUAGUGUUCGAGUUACGGAACCCUCAAAAUGAGCCCAAUUAUAAUUACGAAUUUCAAAUCACAUUUUAUAAAAAAACAUGAUAGAUUAAAAUCGUCCGAAACCUUCUACGCGGGUUCAACUCGCACUUCGUCCCGUUUUACAAACGACUGCAAAGGUUAGGUGCUAUGUAUGUUUAUUACUACUAGGCAAAAAAUUAUUUUUGCUUGCUGAUUUCACUGAGCAAAAUACACUUUUACUAGUGAGAUGAAAAUAGUAUUAUUUGUAAAUAAUAAUGUCACGUUUUUAUGCAUUUGUAAAAAUCUACUCGAGAAGUGCUAAUAUAAAUUCUGUUCAUGCUUGAAAUAGAUGAACCUUUUUAUUAAAAAAAAAAAUACAUUUGUAAUAUAUAAUUAAUUAUUUUUCUGUGAAAAUAUUUUUAAUAUUUAUUUUUGCUAAAUCGAGUUUUAUAGAUCGUAAGAGAGUAAAAGAGUAUUAUCUAUAUUUGUAAUAUUUUUAUCCGACUACGAAAGGUUAUAUUAUGAUUUUGUAUAUAUAUUAUAAUUAUAGUUGCAAUUUGUAUAAAGGUAUUAAGUAAUGAUAUUUUAUACUAUUAGAUAUGUUACGUGCCAUAAAAUCACCGCAAAAAGUGAUCCAAAUUUUACUUCACACAGUAUAUAAUGUAAGUAAACACAAUUUCGUGUUUACUUACAUUAUAUAUUUAUGUAUAAGUAGGUAUAUAGUUUUAGGAAAGCUCAGUGUUAGUCGACCCUCCACUAGGUGGACCGAGGACAUCAAGCGGGUUGCAGGGAACCGCCUGGAUGCUCGCGACUUGAGACCGUUUUGUUUGGAAGUCCAUGCAAGAGGCCUAUCUAUGUUCAGCAGUGGACGGCUGAUAUGAUGUUGAUGAUGAUGUAUAUGAUGAUGAUUAUGAUGAUGAUGAUGAUAAUGAUAUAGUUCUUACACUUAAACACACAACUCGAUAUUGACAAUAUGUAGGUACUCGUAUUAUUUCUUUGAAUAACUUUCGUUGCUUAUGCGACUGAAUGAAAUGAAGACAAUUAGCCACCUUUGUUCGCCUCAGUUUCGUCGCGCUAGUGACAUAUCUAAUAGUAUAAAUCUUUGGGUAAUAGGUAUAUUAUAAUACUUAUAGGUAAAGAGAGUAUAAUUGGUGCCAUUUGAAAUAAUCAAGAAUAAUUUAUUUUUAGAUAAUUUUAUCUUUAGUGAAAAUGGCAGCUAAGCUUAUUAUGUUAAUUAAAUAGUUUGUGAACAAAGUAGCGGUAAUUGUAUUUAUAUAAUUUGAUAUAAUAUUGAGACUUAGAAAUGCUUUAUUUGCAAAUGUACAGUGCCUUCAAUGUAGUUGUUUUAAAUAAUAAAAGCAAUA
This is a messenger RNA of Bicyclus anynana (squinting bush brown), 3688 nucleotides long. Its product is annotated as facilitated trehalose transporter Tret1. Bases 306 to 1823 code for a protein of 505 amino acids. Gene Ontology annotation, molecular function: sugar transmembrane transporter activity. Gene Ontology annotation, cellular component: membrane. Gene Ontology annotation, biological process: transmembrane transport; carbohydrate transport. The transcript is spliced from 10 exons. The record is from RefSeq and is a predicted model, not a curated record. NCBI's taxonomy places the organism in Eukaryota, Metazoa, Arthropoda, Insecta, Lepidoptera, Nymphalidae.